This is a messenger RNA of Aspergillus sclerotioniger CBS 115572, 2466 nucleotides long. RefSeq names its product ferric reductase family protein. Gene Ontology annotation, biological process: copper ion import; intracellular iron ion homeostasis; iron ion transport. The transcript is spliced from 6 exons. Gene Ontology annotation, cellular component: plasma membrane. Lineage: Eukaryota; Fungi; Ascomycota; Eurotiomycetes; Eurotiales; Aspergillaceae. Gene Ontology annotation, molecular function: ferric-chelate reductase activity. The record is from RefSeq and is a predicted model, not a curated record. Bases 1 to 2436 code for a protein of 811 amino acids.
AUGCGAACCCAAGCUGCUAUCCUGCUUGGACUGAGCUGGGUUGUGACCCCAGUCGUCGCGGGGGGCUUCUCAUUCUCGGCUCCUAAUCUUCCAGAUUAUUGCUUCUACGCUAUCUAUGAAUCUCUUGGCUCUUACACAUGGGAGGGCGAAACCACGACGUCUUCUAGCUCGAGCAGCUCUGGACACGGCUCUUCGUCUAGCAGCUCUGGACAUGGUUCCAGUGAUUCUUCUUCCACCAUCACUGCCAGCAGUGCUUCCAGCAGUGGUUUCAAGGUUACAUCCCAUGGCAGACGAUCAAUGAGACAGAAACGUGGACACCAUGGAUCAAGCUCGACGGGAUUAUGCACAAGCACAGUGGGCGUCAUGUCCGCAUAUGUUAGCGCCAAAUCAUGGUGCACCAAGGAACAAUUCAACACUGCAAUUCCAACCUACUGGGACAGUCUUUGUGAGGAUGCAAGUGCAACUCUGAUCAGCCUUACGGGGAUUGAAGCCAACGCUACCGAUGAGUAUAUUGCCUCGUUGUCCUUCAUCGACCCGGAAACGAACAGUACCACUACAACUGGAACCAUCUCCACCCCGGUCCUACUCAGCCAUUCAUAUUACAAGCGAGCAUACAAGUCAUACGUGACUCACGACUAUGCCUUAGUCAAAGAUAAACGGAUGGGUUGGGGCAUCAUGGGGUAUUGGGGCGGUGUCCUAUUCCUUGGAAUGGUCUCCAAAGCCUGGAAGAUGGCCCGGGCCAGCAUGAGUCUUUCCCACGGUAGGGAUACUGAAAAGCACAGCGCAUCUGGCUGCAGAUCAUUCGGACCUAUUGCUGCCGCGGCACACUUUGUGCGCACCUACUUUGUUAUUCCCGCCAGCUUCGCUCCUUUUCUGUCGAAUCAUCAGCAGCUCUUCCUUUAUCACACGAUUCCCAAGCGACUAGAUACCCUGAUUGUCUUUGGCUUCUAUGCUAUUUCUAUUAUUCUGGCAUGCGUCAACUAUGAGAGUUUCACGGGUAACAUCCAGACACCGAGUGUCUUCCAGCAGAAUUGGCAAUACUCCUCAGACCGGACUGGGGUUCUUUCCUAUGCUUGCCUGCCCUUCCUGUGGCUGUUUUCUGGACGAAACAACAUCUUUCUCUGGGCAACCGACUUUAGCCUGCAAUCGUUCAACAUUUUCCACCGUCAUACGGCAUGGGUCUGCACGCUUCUUGCAGUGGUUCAUUCGAUUAACUACUCGGUGGUUUUUGCAAUUUACGAUGGCAGAUACUGGAAUGCAUGGAAACAAGAGUAUUGGUACAUGGGUGUCGUGGCCACGAUCGUCAUGGUUUUCAUGCUGGUCCAAUCAGCAACCUACCUUCGUCAGAAGUCUUAUGAAAUCUUCAUCAUCAUCCACUUCCUCUUUUCUAUCUUGACUAUCUACGCCUUAUUCAUGCACACCAGCUUCGACGGAAAGACCUACACCCCCUACCUCUGGCCCCUGGUAGCCAUUUGGCUCUUCGACCGUGGCCUCCGCUACGUGCGAAUGGUCUACUGCAACAUGCACGUGCGGUUCGGAAAGGGCUUCCUCUCCACGCCCCUCUCCACCGUCACCUACAGCUCAGAAAGCGACCUGGUCCGGGUGGAGAUGUACCCUGCCGCGCAGUCUUUGACACCCGCCCCAGGUCAACACUACUACCUCUACCAACCCUACACUCUCCGCGGUUGGGAAAACCACCCCUUCACCCUGGGAUGCUACGAGAACCCCGACUCCAAGGAAUACGAGACGAAGCUGAUCUUCUACAUCCGACCCUACGACGGCUGGACGAAACGUCUCCGCAACCAAUGCCAGAAAGCCGGCGGUGAAAUCCGCACCAAGCUUCUCCUCGAAGGUCCCUACGGCCACCAAGCCCCUCUCCACACCUUCGACAACAUCCUCAUGAUCAUGGGCGGAACGGGAAUUGCCGCCGCCGUGCCCUACAUCAUAGACCACAUCUCGCGGGUCUCGGCCGGAAAGACCAAAACUACCCGUAUCCAUCUCAUCUGGACGGGUCGUCAGAAGAAGAUCUUCGAUGAGGUCUGCUGCCGGGAUCUAUCUACGGCUCUGGAACACAGCGACAUCAUCACGACGCUCUUCUGCACGGACAAAUCCGCUGUCGGAAACGGGAUUGGCUCUGAGGCUACCACUCCCACAAAGGAGAAGGAGGCGGAGGUCGACGCUGCCGCUCUCCAGGAUAAGGCAAGUGGAUCUGUUCGUUCCGUCGAGGACUUGAAUGUUGAGCUACGCUACGGACGGCCAUCUAUCAACUCCACCGUUAGCACUGCUGCCCAAGAAGCGCAUGCUAGCUCCGCCCGGUUGGCGGUUAUUACUUGUGGACCGGCCAAGAUGGCGGAUGAGUGUCGGUCUGCGGUGUAUGAUGUCAUGAAGGGUGGGUUUAAGGAUGUUGAGUACUUUGAGGAGGCAUUUGGAUGGUGAGCUGUAGUGUGGCGAUGAGGGAUAGAGGGG